AAAGCGAAAUUUUGUGUCGAAAAAGUCACAGUCGAAUGGAUCCUCGAAAAUAAUAAAUGUCGAAAUCAGUCGAGAUGCAAGAAUCGGGUUUGUUUUUGAAAAAUGAUUCAAAUGCCAGAUGCAAAUCUACUUGCUUCCGUAAAUGUUUACUCCCACCCUAGUAAAAAUAAUGUAUAAUCUUUCAACAUCUCGUUCCCCUGAACUAAAUUUAAACGUAAACCUCUGAAGAUUGAUACAGCACUACUAUGACACCAAUCGGGUAACCGUACUUCUCUUCACUAGCAAAGCGAAUUCAUUGUAUUUGAGGCACACGACUCCUGUCCCUGUGAUUGACGGUUUACCGUGCGCGCGUAUCCGUAGCCUGAACUAAGUUCGCAAAAUCAGUGGUUCUCGCAAAAUGGAGAUCUUGGCAGGAACACGCUUAUAUAGGUGGUAGCUCCUUCCUCAUAGCUGCUCAUCAAUCAAAGCGUGUUUCCACCUAGCUGCCCCGCGCCGAAAUUGGAAGUGUACUAGCAAUGAAAUUGUACUAGCGCGCCGCCCAACUGUCUUUUUGCUGACCACAACUCUCGUGAAGGGCAGGCAUCUUUCAUUGUCUCUUUGCUCCAGUUGCAAUCGCAACUUCGGUACGAGGACUGAUCGGAAAAAAAAUCUGUAGUGUAUGAAAAUAUCGGCGCAUUUUUACUUCAUCGUACCACACCCGCGCGGUCCAGGACUUGCUCAGGGCAUCACGUAAAAACAAUCAAAAUCUUUGCUGCGCCUUCGCCCAAUUGCAGCUGGUGUACGUGUCAUCAUGUGUUAGCUUCCCUCUGUAAAACUACCACAAAUGUCGCGGCUCCCUCUGUAAACCGAAAAUGUCAAACGUAAAAAAAUUCUACGGCGCUCGUGAUAAAAUCUGUGGUUCAAAUGCCCUGGUGAUGCAAAAAUCUGCGCUUUUGUCCAAGUCCUGAUGUCACAACAAAUCUGAAAAUCUGUAAAAUUGAGGUUCCUCUGAGUCGAGUUUAUUUUGAUGACACUUUAGAUUCUUGAAAAAGAAAAUCUUCUUCACACGCCUUUCUUAAAACCUUCUUCAGGGAAAUGACAGAUUUGUGUAAGGAUUCAGAACUAAGAAGGCCAGACGCUUUAUGCUGACCGGCUUUCUCAUUUUGUAUUCGCUUUCAUGAUUUAUUCAGUUUCUACUAGUAAAUGUAAACAAGCGUCUAACUCAGACAGUCGGACUAUCUGCUAAGAUUUUCGUCUCUAUUGCACUAGUUCGUUAUUUGUCGAUAUUACCAAAGGAACCAAAAUAAAUAGCUCUUUGUCUUUUGUUCCCGCCUCUUCAUCUGUUUUAAACUCAUUUGCCCUGGCUUCGUAAAUCUAUUUAUUGAGAGGCUAAAGCAAUCACUGCUUUACCUUCGCUCUAACUCGGCACGAAGAAAAAAGUUUUUCGUUUGUAGACAUCUCGUACUAAGUAUUUGAACAAGUACGACUACCUUAAUCUUUUGAAUCACAUAAUUGGAUUCUAGCGACCCAUACACGACGACCGAUAAUUCCUUCAGAGAUAAAGAUCCUUCUUUUUUCUUUUAGCUGUUUGGAACAAGCUAAGAUCUCGACAGUAUAUGAAACAAAUCACCUAUCGGUUCGUGGAAGAAACAUCGAUUGAAAAGUCUAUGUCAAAGAACCACCUCCGACAAGAAAAACUCGUGGCGCAGAAGAAGUCUCAAUCUCGAUUCUGUGAAAAUAGAAUUCGCCCACCAGCAAGACAUCGACCGUCGUGUUGCUGUCUUCCGGUCAAGGUGGUUAUCUACUCCUCGGUAGAAGUAGCAAGAAGUCUGAUUGCGGUUCAGUUGUGAAAUCGAAUCGCAAGAAGUCUACUGUAGGUCGGUGACUACUGCAGCAUCAGUACGGUGCUGAACGAAGAGGAGGUCCAUCUCGGGGAAGACCAAGCUCUGUUGAAUCUUCGACAAAAAUCUUUCGAGAAAGGAAAGUGGGGUGAGGAGAACCAGAAAACAAUUUCCAGAACCACCGAUCGGCGGUAGGAGCUGUACAAGUACUCCGACCUUCACGCGACGUCACAAAAAUGGCGACCACCAUGCUGAUCGGCGACGUCCUUCCGGACGGCUCGGUGCAGCUGCGCCAGACGAGCGAAGUGCUCCAGAACUUGCCGGGCCAGGAAAAAUUCUCCCCAGCGGACAUCGUCGCAGUGUCCCGCGAGUUAAAAACAAGAGCGGUGUCCGCGGUCUACAAGUGCUUCCUCCCGAGUGAAGAAAUCAUGACCCAGAUGAACGUCGAUCAACCCCUACGAUUUCCGGAACGGAUCGGCGAGAUUUUAACCGACGAAAACGACGCGGAGGACGUGAAAAUCAAGGCGUUCGCCCUGGACGGUUCGGGACAGGAGGAAUUAGUCGAUUUUUCGCAGCAAGCGGCCACGUUCAACUUCUACAACUGUCCGGAGGCGGAACAGAGCACGCCAAAAUGCAGCGCGUCUUCAGCAGAUGGUGAAGUACUAGCUUCUAGCCAGCAACAGCAGCAGUUUUUCAAGACCGGCAGCGAGAUCGCGUUCGACGUCUGCCCAAUAACGAAGACCACGGUGACCGGCCCAGUCUGGGUGCGGAUCGACGUCGUUCCAGAAGCUGCACCAGUACAACAAGUUGGAGCUGAAACCGGGAGUAGUAGAACAGCUAAUGCGACUUCUAGCAGUAAACCAUCCCCAAGCAAUGACUCGAAUCAGCAGCUGUCCUGCCGCAGCACGGUUGCUUCGGAUCAAUCGCCCUCCAUUGACGGAGACCACCACGGGUCAUUACAAACGGAAAAUCUAGCGGAUGUCACCAUGGAACCGGUGCAUCCAGAUUUUUCUUGCGGUAACAGCACCAGCAGCAACACCGACGAUCCCAGGAGAAAUACAAAUAACAACCAAGGAAGUGGAGCUUUUGACAAUAAUCUGGGUCCCAAUACACCACAACACCAGCAGAACAACAAUUUUCAAAGAACAGCAGCCGAGAUGAACAAUACUAGUCCUAGUCCGCGAGCUCCUGUCACAGAAGUGAUCAGCCUGCUUUCGCCAAAACAGCAGGCCUCCGUGCAGCAGAAACAGUUGCAGAGGACUGCGUCAAAGCCGAAGAAUGAGAUGAUCCUGGAUCCGCGAAUCCCGUGCGACGCACACGAAAGACUGCAAGAGCAAAAAAGGAAGCAAGAGUUGCUGGCGGCGAAAAACAAAGCCGCGCAAGAACGAUUGCAGAAGAUGCAGCAAAUAAAUCAAAAUCAAGCAAAUAACGACCAACAUCAAGCUGAAGAUCAAGCGCAAAUGAUGCAAAGAACACUAUCUCACCACCUGAAGCCGCCACCAUCCCCCCCGAAACCCGCCCCGGAGAACGACCCGCGGAUCCCCGCGGACGCAAAACCGGGGUACGAGCCGCCGGCGUUUCUAGAGGACGACCGGAUCCCGGAAGACGCAAAAAAGCAGUUCCCCAGAACGAAUUCGAACAGCACCAUGAGCACGACAACCAACACUGGUGGUCCUCUGAAUAAUUCAACAGCCAACAAGUUCGAAGCCACGACUUCUUCUACUACGCCAUUUGUAAUGCAGCGCACCGUGUCCGCGACGUCCGCUGCCAGCUCGUUCUCCGCAGUAUCCACUUCCCAGAACAAGCCGCCAAUCACGCGGUGCAUGACCUCGGCGUCCGGAGGGGACAACGGGGGGGAACCCAUCCUCCCGUCCUCCAUCGGCAACGGCGGCACCGGCAAUGGCGAUAUCUGGGGCGGGGGCGCACCGGGCGGCGGGGGCGAGGACCCGGAACACAGCGGGAACAAGGAGGGCAGUAAGGAAGACAGCUUCAGCGGGAAUCCGCUGGCAAAAGGCGCGGCACUGGAUCCAUUGUGGCACCCGGAAAUGCACGUUGGGAAGGUAGAGAUUCAUAUUUAGUUUUUUGUUCCUUCUUGCAGUUAAAAUUUUUAAAAGUACACACUCUUCAUCAUGGCUAUAGUUUUGGGGACCACAAGCACAAGUAGCUGCAUGCGGUUCGUGGUUCCUCUAAGUAUUGACGCAACCUCUAGCUCUGCUGCCAAUACUCGAUUUUCCUCUAGUACUGAUGCGGUGCAGCAUCGAUCAUACAUAUUUAUACUACUUACUACAUGUUCUCAUGCACUUCUUGUUAAACAAAAACAAUCAGGUUACGAACGUUGGCGAAAACGACAUGACAAUAGUCACCGUGGACGAAAGGACUUGCACUUUGGACGACCCAGUGCUGUGCAGGUCUGGGCUGUUGCCCGGAAUGUGGGUGGGCUUCGCCAUUCGGGACGAAAUGUACAUAUAUUAUUGGUUUGUUAUACAUGCUGGGGAUUAUACAUGCUUGCUUUCAUUCUUCUCACAUCACCGAUUCUGUACUACGUGCCUUGCUGUUUCGAGGAGCACAUUUUUAGCAGAAGCAUCAGUAUGUUGUUUCGAAGGCCUACCAACGCAUGACAUGAUGCUAAGUGCCAAACUGACAACUCUUUUUUAUCUUUAUCACCCCCCAGGUUUGUCGAGACGGAGCAGGAGCGGGUUUACAUUAUGUGCCAAACUUAUCAAAAGAAAAAAGUUCGUCACGAUCACUCAUGGCCAUUUUUGCAAUACAAAAAUUGCCUGUCAUGCGUAAAGAUGCAUCACAGCCGAACUUCGUACGGGAUUUCCGUCAGUGUUUCUGCAAUACAAGGAAAAGUUGUAGUGAUGCUGUAAAAAUUUGUAAUGCAAAGCCUCCAAGCCAGUGACUGUGAUGAACUUUUUUUUCUCCAUAAAACGAUGGACGAUGAGCCAGCGCCGACGCACUUUCCCCGCGUCUGGGGCAAGAUAAAAACCGUCACGCCGACCGGGCACAGCUUCGUCGACCCGGAUGACCGGGAAGCGCUUGCGGGCACGGGAAAAACCGAAAUUUUCGUGCACAAUGACAAGGUACUUAUGACGCAUUCACGCAUUACAAAUUCCCUGCUUAAGUUAAAUCCGGAUCCGCAUUUGGGAAUUUCAUUUCUCAUGCUGAGGAACAUAUAAAUUUUUCAUGCGACACACAAAUCAUGCAAAUCCAAAUAAAAUCAACACAGGGUAAGAAGACCAACGACCGUGGCGGACUGGUGACCGCGGACAUUGUUGUGGUUGACGUGGACCGCUCGAACCCGCACGACCCGUCCGUCAAAGGCCCCAUCUUCAAGGCCAUCAUCGAGGACUCGCUCUCCCGGAAGGACGGCGGCACGUUGGCGGCGGCGUUGGGCAUGAAGGGCGGCAAGGGCUUCAUGACGAAGGACGGCAAAAUGGGGAAGGGCGGCUUGGUGGUCGGGAAGGACAAAGACGGAAAUCCGUUGUUCAAAGGAAAGGACGCGAAGGGCAAGGGCAAGUGGAACAACGGAAUCGACUACCAGAUUUACAUCGGGUAUUGGUCUAACUACAUAGGCAUUGUCGUGUUUGUGGUCGUUGGAUGACUUUUCUUAUUUCCGGCACAGAAAUUACAAAUUGCAAUAUGAGUCAGAGUCUGAACUUGAAUAAGUGAAGAUAUGCAGGCAUCCUAGUAGAUGUAGAAUUAUCGCACCUUAGCCUUACACGAACGCGUACACGCCGCACGGGUGUAAUGCAUGAAAAAUCCUCAUAUAAUAAAACAGGUACAUCCACGAAAUGGACGAAGGCAAGCACCACGGGUUCGUUCGGUCAAAGCCGAUUUCUUCCCAGUACCCCGGUAAAGACGCCUAUCUGUACGCCGCGGAGAUCAAAAAGGCAAACUUGGACAAGGGUGACGUCAUCGCGUUUCACGUGCUGGAAAGCAGAGACGGGAAGCCAACGGUAAUAUUGUAGAAGACAUGUUUUUUCAAAUCGGAUUAUUUUAGCAUGCGAAAUUGUUCUACUUGUUUUGGUGUCUCUGCGCCAUAAAUAUUUUGCGAAGCCCACGACCGGUCACCAUGGCUAAGCGUAGUCCGUCGUGGCAAACAGAGAUUUAUUUUAAGCGUAAAGAAAAGCAAAGAACAUACUGAACACUGGAAAUAAACAAACGAUUUUUCAUAUGAACUGCAAAAGUUAAAGUAUCGCACUCGUGUAAAUGCAUUACAAAUUUCCUCAGCAUGAGAGAGAAAAUUUGUAAUGCGGAUCUACCUGAAGAUAGAUAAAGAUUUGUAAUGCAUGAUUGCAAUACUUCAAUUCUACAGGUUUCCGGCCGCGACCCGAUAUACGUGCUAGCGGCCCACAAGGACGACAGUCAAUAUCAAAAUGAAAAAUCCCCCCUACCCAUAUCAAAACGGAAAUUUGUGAUGCUGAUUUGUGGCCACAAAUCAUCUUUGUCUUGCAUAUAGGAUCAUAGGAACCAUUUGACGCAUUCCAGAGCAAGUCUGUCAUGCGCUUUCGACAACUGCAAACCUGUCUGCCAUGCGCAAUUGCUACCCUUCUGCAUACCCAAGCAGGCUCAGAAAAUGCCGCCAAGCACUUUCUGCAAGACAGAUCUGAUUUGUGUACGCAAAUCCAGCAUUAGAAACUUCGUUUCGAUAUGGGGAGGGGGGAUUUUUCCUUACGACAGUCAACAGCUGAGAUUUGGCGACAACGAGGGCUUCGUGUCGAAUAUCAAAUGGAAAGAUGUCUGGGUCUGGAAGAAUGCAAGUUUGUCAUGCUUGUCUGGCAUGACUCGAGAAUCUGUGUUGCAUAGGCGCGAAAAGGCCCUCUUACCUGUCAUGCAAAAACGCAGUUUGCCAUGCGGAAUAAGUACGUAAGACAUGGCAGCCACAAGAUUUGUCAUGCGUGACUGCGUAUUGCAGUGCGUCUACCAUUCAUUUUUAGCAUUACAAGUUUCCAGACCCAGACAUAUUUGCAUUUCAUAUCGAACCAUUCCAAGCAAAACGACCUCUUCGUCCACAACGAAGACUUAAGGACACAAUUUGGUACUUGAUGUUUUUGUGUCAUGCUUUAUUACGGUCAACAGCAUGAUCAUCUGAAGAACACAGUAUUUUCGACCGUUGUUCUCAGCACGUGCUUGAUAUUGAUUUAAAUCUGUGAAGUAAGAAUCUCAAUCUGGAAAAUAAUGACGGGCCAGAUGAGAAAGCUUUUGUAAAAAUGGUAAAAACAAAAAAAAUCAGGGAAAGACGUGUUUAUGCACAGCAAGAUGGCACAGGAGGCCAUGUUGCAGAAGGGCGACACCAUCGUAUUCAAGCUGUUCCAAACCGAAGAUGGCAGGCCACAAGUGUCAACACCAAUCUGGGUCAAGGUACAAGAAUAUUGAUUGUGUGAAGAUCAUGGUCAGCACAUCAUGCACCAGCAGCAGCACAUGCACUAUAACCGCUGUCUAGAUAAUUCUUGUAAAAUAAGGGCAUGCAGCACUAGAGGUAAAAAAUCUUGCGCAACUACUACCCAGCAACAAAACUAAACUUGCAGACAGAAGAAAAGAAAAAUACAUCAUUCCGUCCAUCACAAAAAUCCUCUCAGAUCGGCCCAGACGACGAGCUCGGGGAGCGUAAGUUCAAGCAACCGCCCGAACAGCCCUUCCUUCCCGAGCGCGCGGAGCGGCUGGCGAAUCCGAAGGGCGGCAAGGCAAACACCAAGGGGUGGGAGCAGUGGGCGCCCCAGAACAAGGGGUCGUCCUUCAAGGGGGGCAAGAAGAGCGGAAUGCACCACAAGGGCGGCGGCUCGAAGCACCACGACCGCGACGACCACCACUUUGGGGGCGGGAUGAGCAAGGGCUCCUACCACGAGCGGCACUUCGGCGGCGACGGGGCCUUCGGGGCCUUUGGCGGCAGCCGGGGCGGCAGCGACCACUUUGCCGGCGGGGGUGGUCAUCACCGGGGGGAUCACGACAGCCACUACGGGGGCGGAUCCAGCUACAAGGGCGGAAGUAGCGGCAACAACCGGUAUCCUGUGCAAAAACAUCCCCACCCCAGAGUUGUCAUGCAGAUCUGUAAGCACAAGAGCAGUUGUAAUGCGCAUCCCCAUGUUGAGAGGCAAAUGCCAUCGUGUUUUGGAACUUGUAAUGCUGUGAACAGGAUAAGGAGAUGGAUUUGUUAUGCGGCUUCCCUUGCUAAACUGUAUUAUACUACAGCCUCCAACUUGUCAUGCGUGGCUCCCAAAACUUUAAGGUUUGUGUUGCAGAAUCCCCGUCUUGACUCUGGGGUGAAGACGUUUUUACAAAUGAUAACCGGUCCUCCGACUUCUUCUUCCAAGACCUCGACGGCCCGGACCUAAAGCGACAGAGGUCCGACCGGUACGGUGGGGGCAGUUCGUCUGGCGACAGUUUCUGGGGCGGCAGCGGAACCAGCGGCAACGGAACCAACGGGGGCGGGGGGGCCUCCUUUUUGGACUCCUUCGGCGGCGGGAGUAGUCAUGGUCACCAACAGAGCUCCUACCACCACUCGUCCCCACCGCAGCGCCAGGCGGCGUCCAGUCCCAUGUCGGCGCCCAGCGCCGACGGCAGCGUGGAGCAAAAGUAUUACAGUGAAAAGUGCCCCCCACCCCUCAAAUUGCAAAAAUUUGUGAUGCGAAGUUUCCAAAUGAAAACUUUUUGUCAUGCAUGAAAGGAGUACGAAUCUUUCUGAUGCAGAGACAGAGUCUAGGCGUGUAUCGCAUCGCUUGCAUGACAAGCGCCGCUCUUGCUGGGGUCUUUUGCAAUACAAAUUUUCGCCAUUCACGAUUGGAAACCUGUGAUGCUGAUUGGUGCAAGAGGGCGAAUGUUUCAUUUGGAAAGGUUUGCAAUACAAAUGCUUUCAAGUUCGGGGGUGGGGGCAUUUUUCAUUCUGAUAAAAAGCGGCAGUGGUUCGCGCACGUCUACCAGCAGUACGUCGAGAGCUAUCGGUAUCCUAUGUAAAAACGUCCCCACCCCAGAGACAAGAUGGGAAAUCGGCUAGACAAAUCCACAAGUUUUGGCUGUUUUGCACGACAAAUUUAGACUCGUAGUGUAAUGCUGUUUGAGGAGCUAGCUCAGCAGCAUCACAGAUCUAGUAUAUCCUGCUGAUUGGAGCAUGACAAAUUCCAAAACACGACUAGGCCAUCCUUCUCAUGGGGCUCGGCAUGAGAAACAUUCUGAGCAUGCAGAUUUGCAUUACAGCUCUGCGGUGGGGACGUUUUUAAAUACGAUAAUCGGCAGCAGGGCCACGACGAAGGUUCGGCGAGAAACAUGGCGCAAAAGUCGCUGGAGCAGUACAAACAACAAUGCAAGCAGCAAGGAAUUUCGGUCGAUUAA
Molecule: messenger RNA, 9149 nt
Organism: Amoebophrya sp. A120
Lineage: Eukaryota; Dinophyceae; Syndiniales; Amoebophryaceae
Source: the annotation of a GenBank genome assembly